AUGUACCCCACUCUGGAGAAGAACGACUGGGUGCUGACCAGCAGCCGAAGGAACGGCCUUCACCGGGGCGACGUCGUUGUUCUCCGGUCGGUGAAGGAGCCCAAGGAGCGGAUGAUCAAGCGAGUGACCGGCCUGCCCGACGAUCUCAUCCACACCGACGACGCCAAGCUGGUGCGGGUGCCCCGCGGCUACUGCUGGAUCGAGGGCGACAACGCCAGCGUGAGCCUCGACAGCAACGUCUUUGGCGCCGUGCCUGUUGGGUUGGUGGAAAGCCGAGCGCUGUAUCGGCUAGACAGGGGUUGGCGACUGCACAAGCUGGAGAGCGUACCACGAGAACGACUCCAGCGCACCAAGAAGGAGAGAGAAGUGCGAUGA
Messenger RNA from Acanthamoeba castellanii str. Neff, 375 nucleotides. RefSeq names its product IMP2 inner mitochondrial membrane protease family isoform 2, putative. Gene Ontology annotation, biological process: mitochondrial respiratory chain complex assembly. Lineage: Eukaryota; Discosea; Longamoebia; Acanthamoebidae. Gene Ontology annotation, molecular function: serine-type endopeptidase activity. Gene Ontology annotation, cellular component: membrane; mitochondrial inner membrane peptidase complex. The transcript has 3 exons. The coding region runs from base 1 to 375 and encodes 124 amino acids. The record is from RefSeq and is a predicted model, not a curated record.